This is a messenger RNA of Rhincodon typus (whale shark), 4869 nucleotides long. RefSeq names its product sarcoglycan, beta (dystrophin-associated glycoprotein) (gene sgcb). The transcript has 6 exons. Gene Ontology annotation, biological process: muscle organ development. The coding region runs from base 29 to 964 and encodes 311 amino acids. Gene Ontology annotation, cellular component: sarcolemma; sarcoglycan complex. NCBI's taxonomy places the organism in Eukaryota, Metazoa, Chordata, Chondrichthyes, Orectolobiformes, Rhincodontidae. The record is from RefSeq and is a predicted model, not a curated record.
GGGGGCGGGGCCACAGCGCAGAGACAAGAUGGCGGCGGAAGAGAGUUCAAAUGGUCCAGUUCGACGUUCCAUGCAUGAGAAAGCAGUUGAUCGUAGAAAUAUAAACAAGGAGCACAACAGCAACUUCAAGGCUGGAUAUGUUCCUAUUGAUGAAGAGAGACUGCAUAGGACAGGAUUGAGAGGUCGUAAAGGCAACCUGGCCAUUUGUGUAAUUGUCCUGAUGUUUAUCUUGGCAGUGAUUAAUUUAAUUAUUACGCUUGUUAUCUGGGCAGUAAUUCGCAUUGGUCCAAAUGGCUGUGAUAGUAUGGAGUUUCACGAGGAAGGGUUGCUACGGUUCAAACAGGAAUCUGACAUGGGAGUGGUAUAUCCCAUGCACAAGAGUACUGUGGGAGGCAGAAGAGAUGAAGACUUGUUAAUCACUGGCAAUAAUCAACCAGUGGUGUUUCAGCAGGGAACCACCAAGCUCAGUGUAGAGAAAGAUAAAACCUCCAUCACUAGUGAUAUUGGAAUGUCGUUCGUUGAUCCCCGGACCCAGAAAACUGUGUUUAGCACUGACUAUGAUACCCACGAGUUCCAUUUGCCCAAAGGUGUGAAGACACUGAAUGUGCAAAAGGCAUCCACAGAGAGGAUAACAAGCAAUCAUAGCACUGAUCUUCAGAUUCAUGCUGGUGGCCGUGUGAUUGUGCGUGGGAAUGAAGGAGUCUUUAUCAUGGGCAAAACCAUUGAAUUUCGCAUGCGAGGUGAUAUGGAACUCAAGGCUGUAAACAGUAUUAUUCUUAACGGCACAGUGAUGAUUAAUACAUCACGGCUUCCAAAUCCAUCAACUGGAGAAUUUCUGGUAGAUGAUGGCUGGGAGCGUUAUAAACUCUGUAUGUGUGCAGAUGGAACACUCUUCCGAGUUCCGGUGAAAAACGGAAAUACAGGUUGUCAAACAUCCAACAAUCCCUGUGGAAUCAUGCACUGAAGACGAAAACCUACCAUAUACUGAGAAAUGAGGGGAUAGAUGAUGGCAUACUAACAUUUAUCACUCAAAAAAAAAAGUGGAGCCGGUUUAAUGCAGAUGGGUCACUUAAUUUAUUUUAGUCACUGUUCCUUAUAACCCAAGUGCCUGACUUAAUUUGAGUAUACAUUACAAUAAGAUACAAGAGUUGCAUAGUUCAACAGCAGCUUGAACAAUGGCCUUUUGUUACAAACAGGAAAUAAAUCAAAUUGGCAGGACAAAGUCCGUGUAAUACAGCAGAUAUUGAGUUAAGAGUAUGGAGAGAAUUAAAACUUUGCAUAAAAUUAAACAUAUGGUUUAAAACUGUAAAUAAGGUUCCACUCCAACUCAAAACAUUUUUCUUAAGCUUUCGUUGACUGAAAAUGGCAUAAAUACAUUAAUAUUGAGAACACUUUAGAAUUAUAAAACUAGCUCCACCACCUCAUAUUUUGAGUUUGGCAAUCAGCAUUAUACAAUGAGUUUGUUAUAAAAUCCCUAAUAAAGUAAGCAGUUUAUAUUAAUUGUGGAAUUGGACUAGGAUUUACCUUUUUCUAGAUGUGUAAGUGAGCAACGCGUUGCUUCGAAACGUUAGAAUUGAACUUGUCUUUUAUCACAUGUAAACAUCCCCAAAAAAUCCAUGCAUCAGUAGCUCUCAAUCAAACGGUAAAUAGGGGUAUCUACAGGGAAUCUAAUUUUAUCAUCCUAUCUGGAAGGGAGCAUAUAUCAUGCAUCUAAUUUUGCUAUUCUUGAAUGUACUUUACAACCACUGCAUCACAUUGCAGGGCAUAACAUUGUGGUUAUUGUUGAGGAGACCCAUGAUUCUAGUCCUGUUCAUUUUAACAGAAAGGAGAAUCACAUACGAGCAAUUACACAGCAGAAAACUCAACACUCUACUUUUUUCACAUGUCAUUAGGCUUAAUCCUGGAAGUAGAAGAGGAACGCAGUCAGUGCAGAAAAUUGAUAUUUUUGACUUAAUUUUGGGGAAGGUUGCCAUAAUAAUUCUUUCGAAACAUGAACAAGAGAAUUGUGUAAAAAUAGUUUACCAGCUAUAUUCUAAUUUCAUUGGAAUUACUGUUUACAAAACAAAGAAAAAGUAAUUGAAAAAAACUUAAGAAUUAAUACAAACUUCACUGUUCUACAGUUAGUUCUCAUAAAAUCACAUGGCUAAUAUCUCUUUUUAACAUGUUUCUAAAGUUUAUAUUAACAGUGAUUGGAAAGCUUAAUUAGUUGAAAGUGGCUUGAUAUUUUAAUCUUAUUUGGACAUAUUUUAAGCUGAGCUAAAGAAAUGUUCGAUCUUUAAUUGAUUAAACCAAAAGUCAAAACAUGCUUUAUCUUUCUGAUUUCAUAUACACUACAAAAUGUUUUGUUAGCAAAGAAAAUGACAAACAGUUUAGAUGCAAAAUUAAAUAGUUAUAUUUUUUGAUGGCUUUUCAAAUUAAAAUCCAGAGCAAGCCUGCUUGAAACAUUGUGAAAGAGUAACCUUUGUGACUAAAAAUAGCUUUGGAGAGACUGUUCAUUAAUAACUAGUUAUUUGUAGAGCGUGAAUGCAAAGGUAAUUAAGCUUUGGAGCCAAAGUGCAUUCACUGCACCAUAUAACCAUGAUCUUAUAACUUAAGAUUUAAAGACCAGUUUGUUUUCUGUAGAUGGAAACCAAAAGUUAGCAUAAUCAGAUUGAUGGAUGAGAUUUAGCCCUACUGUUACUAUCACUAAAGAACAUAGGCUUAGGAAGUUGUCAAGAGGUUGCAAAAAGUCACAACACAACUUACAUAGUGCUCCCAUGGCUGAGUCUUGACAAGUGUCUAUAUCUAACUGAAAAAAAUUUUAAAAUAGUCACUAAGUUCGAGUCUGCGUUUUAUUUUAAACAAAUGUGUUUUGGACUUUGAGCUUAAUGCUCAGGAUUAGACAACUAAUCUCUUGUAUAGAGUUGGAGAUCGUGGGAACUGCCGAUGCUGGAGAAUCUGAGAUAACAAGGUGUAGAGCUGGAUGAACACAGCAGGCCAAGCAGCAUCAGAGGAACAGGAAAGCUGACGUAUUGGGUCUGAACCCUUCAGAAAAUUUUCUGAAGAUUUCAUCCAGUUCUACACCUUGUUAUUUAUUGUAUAGAGUUACUGUUUUUGUGUCACACUUGAGUAUUGCUGAACAAAAGAGACAUGUUACCACCUUCCACCCAUCAAGACUAAUACAUAAAACAAUAUCAACAAUCAUAUUACUGGAGAAAAAAGGUGCUGGUAGGCUAGCACAUUUCUUCAGCUGCUCGAUAGUGUAAGUACUUUGUAGUAGAUGCUUUGUUUUGGGUUUAGCAAAAAUGGUGUCUUUGGAUGCAGAGUGCUCAUUACAAACAAUUGAAAUAACAUACUGUUUGAUUUGACCCAAUCACUGGAACUUAUAGUCUACAUAUUGGAUGUAUUGUCAACACCAGUGCUGGUAUAAAUUGUGACCACUUUAAAUUUGACAUUUUUGCAUUUGUCUGGAGUGCAAGAUGGAAAGCUUUGACAGUAUGUUAUUUUUUAAAAAUCCUUUCAUGGGAUGAAAACACCUCUGGCUAGACCAGCAUUUAAUGCCCAUCCCCAAAUGCCCAGGGGAAGUUAAGAGUCACCCACAUUGCUGUGGGUCUGGAGUCACAUAUUGGCCAGACCAGGUAAGGAUAGCGGUUUCCUUCCCUAAAGGACAUUAGUGAGGGUUUUUCUGGAAAUUGACUCAUGGUCAUUGUUAGACUCUGAAUUCUAGAUUUUUAUUGAAUUCAAAUUCCACCAUUUGCAAUGGGCCCCCCAGAAAAUUGCCUGGUUCUCUGGAUUUGCAGUUCAGCGAUAAUACCACUAGGCUGUUGCCUUCCCUUUAAACAGUAUUCAAAUUUUGAACUACUAAGUGAUUGUAUUCCUGAGUCUGUUCUUCAGUAUUGCAUGUGUAUUGUUAAAAAAAUGUAAUAUAGCUAUAAUGGUGCUGCUUCACUAUUCCUCUCUCAUAGACGAGUUUUACACUGAACAGUGUCAUAGCAGAAUACUAUAAUAAUCACUUGUAACUUUACUCAGUUAUUGAUACCAAGUGCUGAAAGCAGCUGAUCAUUGUUACAAAAAGCAAUUUAUUAAAACUUAAUAGAUCACAAGUUUUGUUAUACUGCUGGCAUAGUUUAAUUUAUAUUGAAUCUUAAUCAUUUAAAAAUGCUUUUCAUUUUUGCAGUAUGGGGUUUUUUCAGCCCUUACUACAUGUUUAUAUAUCUGUUUAAAAUAUUGUGAUAGUACACUGUUGCAUGAUGCAAGGAAUUCAGUUUUAAACAGAGAAUGACAGAUGGAUUGCAACUGGUGAUGGAAUUUUUCAAAUCAACUAACUGAAACAUUUAAUCACUUUCUGAAAGGCUAAUUUGCCUCAUCUUAUAUCCAACCUUUUCAGUAAAUACUGCAGUAUCUCUUCAGAUAAAUUUAAAGAGAAAGUUUGAAUACUACUGCCUCUUCAAAAUUUUUUUGGAAUUGUUUUUACUUAGGAACUUCUUCCUCCUCGAGAAAAGCUAUGUCCAACAUUUUGGGAGCUGAAUUGAAUGGCUAAUUAAGUAAAUUAUUUGUGUUUGUAAGAGUUUAUGUACAGAAGUAUGAAUAAAACAGAAAAAGUAAUAAUCUUGACACUUAUUACCCUUUUUCAAAUGCUUAUAAAAAGAACAGAAUAUUUAAUACAUUUUUGCUGAAGUUUGCUGAUUAUUAAUUUAACAUGUUGAACUGAAGUUCUCAAUACAUCAUUCUUGACCAGUAGCUUAUGAGAACAGACUGAAUGGCAAACUUGUUUGACUUAGCAUGGGCACAGUAUAUCUCAGUUGUCUUUACAAUUGUAGGAAACGUUUUAUGAAAGUAUUUAAUGCAGUUGUGUGUUUUGUUUAAUAAAUACUGGUUGUUUGAAUAACA